AUGCCGACAUCCUCCAGCCAGCUGGCUUCCAAAGCUGGACGCAACGAUCGCUGCGAGUGCGGUUCUAGCAAGAAAGUCAAAGCCUGCUGCGGCGAGAAAAAGCAGUCGAACCUUGCGGCCCCAAAGGCGAUGACUGAUGCAAACGUUGAAUUGUUAUUCCCUUCGCAUUCUACAGUCUACGAAUACAUCAAGAACGUGGAGGCGAAAACAAAAAAGCUUGUAAUGAAGCUAUACAACGAACCUGAGUCAAACAUCAAGAUCAUCACACGCAACGAUGAUGUUUCUGGAAAGAUGUUCAGAAGCUACGUGCAGCUUAACAAGCCUGGAAAGCAGCCAAUGCUUAAGUGCAGCACAGCCGCAUUGCAGAAAACUCCCCAGGAAUCACUUGAGGCAUUGAUGAUGACCCUACGGCAGGCGGUAGAGGAGGAGGCAAUGAGAUCAGCUCAGGAGACGUUCGAUAAGACUUUCGGGGCUGAAGCUACCGAGGGGGUUGCGGGGGAGAACUCAGGUUCUUAG
This is a messenger RNA of Letharia columbiana, 516 nucleotides long. RefSeq lists its product as uncharacterized. The record is from RefSeq and is a predicted model, not a curated record. The coding region runs from base 1 to 516 and encodes 171 amino acids. The transcript has 4 exons. NCBI's taxonomy places the organism in Eukaryota, Fungi, Ascomycota, Lecanoromycetes, Lecanorales, Parmeliaceae.